Athalia rosae (coleseed sawfly) is the source of this 4979-nucleotide messenger RNA. It is a transcript of the gene BuGZ, whose product is annotated as BUB3-interacting and GLEBS motif-containing protein ZNF207. NCBI's taxonomy places the organism in Eukaryota, Metazoa, Arthropoda, Insecta, Hymenoptera, Athaliidae. Gene Ontology annotation, molecular function: DNA binding. The coding region runs from base 153 to 1523 and encodes 456 amino acids. Gene Ontology annotation, cellular component: nucleus. The transcript has 6 exons. The record is from RefSeq and is a predicted model, not a curated record.
AGAGGCGCUGAAACGGAGAGGGUUGAUAGCAGUGGCCAUUUUGUAAAGCUGGUCCCUCGCGUUAUACUUGUACGUAGGUAUUAUCUGACGCGUAAUUGUUGUCAAAUUAUAGAUAUAUUCGUGAUUCAAGUUAAUUAAGAGGCUAUUCAAAGAUGGGACGCAAAAAGAAGAAGCAGUCCAGACCCUGGUGCUGGUACUGUAACCGCGAAUUUGAUGACGAAAAGAUUCUGAUACAACACCAAAAGGCCAAACAUUUCAAGUGUCACAUAUGCCAUAAAAAACUGUACACCGGCCCUGGUCUUAGCAUACACUGCAUGCAGGUUCAUAAAGAGGCUAUAGACAAAGUACCAAAUUCUCUACCAAAUCGGAGUAAUAUCGAGAUAGAGAUAUAUGGAAUGGAGGGUAUUCCGCCAAAUGAUGCCAAAGAGCAUGAAAGACAGAGGAAUGGGGGUCGACCAGGUUCGCCAAGUUCUGGGGAAGAUGAACCUGCUCCUAAAAAGUCAAAGCCGGAGGGUUUGCUAGGUUCUGCACCUGGUGCUGUUCCUACAGGCUCUAGUAUGAUGUCAGGAGUUAUGCCGGGACUCCCUACCCACCAUGGAAUGCCUCCACACAUGGGGCAGUUCCCACCACACAUGCAUCAAAUGAUGGGGCCCAUGGGACCUGUAGGUCCACCAUUCAUGGGACCUGGUAUGAUGCAGGGGAUGCCGGGUAUGCCGCCAGGAAUGCAGCCGCCGGUUUCUGGAGCAUCUAUGCCAUCUAGGCCGCUAUUUCCAAGCGUUGUUUCAACAGCAACGUCGACAGCUCCUGGAUCCAUGCCCCUGGGUGCAGAUUUCAAACCUAUCACGUCUAUAGCUGGAGGCUCGAUUGGUCCGAUGAAACCAACGUUCCCAGCAUAUAGUGGUAGCGACAAUAAUGGAGCAGGGAUUGCGAGUAACAGUACAAACGACCAAAAGAUAAACCUCAUUGCAACAACUGGUGCAGCAAGUAAAAUAAUUCACCCGCAAGAGGACCUUAGUCUGGAAGAAAUACGAGCCAGAUUACCAAAAUAUCAGCGAAGGCAUACUGAAGAACUUCGACCUACACAAACAGAAUCAUCACAACAAGCCGCUGCUUUACAGCAACAACACCAGCAGCACCAGCAACACCAACAACAUGUUGCAGCAGCUGCUUCGGCAGCAGCAGCUUACCAGGAUCAACAACAUAGGCAGCAGGCAGCACUCACUGCUCUACAGCAACAACAACAAAGAUUCCAGCGGCCACCUCAAACUGUGAUGGUACCAGCUUCGGCUGCCAUGCCAGUUAGCUCUGUUGCCCUUAUGGCGCCACUCAUGCGUCCUACAAUGACUUUGGCUGCACCCGCUCUCAUUCACGGAGGUAACAUGAUGCGACCGCCCCCCAUGGGCCUGCCUCCAGGGAUGAUAGGUGCCCUACCGCCAGGUGCGAUGCACCCAGCAUUCGCUACUCCCAUGGGAUUUCCAGGAGCGCCUAUGCUCGCCCCGAUGAUGCAUCCUCGCUUCAGAUGAUCGCCCCCGUCGGACGGGCCCAACCCACCUCUGCAUUUCGUGUUGUGGGCCCGCCCGUGAAGGUCGAAUUAUCUUAGAGGAUGAUGAACGACGCCUAAAAUCCACGACGUCCUGAACGCAUCCAAGUCCUGACGUCUGAAUGGAAGCUCGUCGCUCAAAAACAGCUGCAUCAAAAAACCACGUUAACACGAAGUUAGCCAAAAAAUUUGUUUUUUUUAUUAAUUAUUAUGUCAAGAUGUCAGUAUUUGUCGGGAGCCCGUCGAAAGAAAGAGUAACCGCCUUCUGAAUCUGUGCUUGAUAUCACUUGGCCAGAGACAACCACCCUUUGAAUAUGUUAUUAUUUUUCUCAUCCGGUCUUAAUACUCAAAUUUUUCAGGGUUUUUCAGCCCUUAACUUGUCCAUUUAUAUGACCUGUACAGCAUAUCGAAUCAUAAAAUGUGAAGAACAUUAUCGAAACCACGUCAAUUAUAUAAUAUAGAUAAGGUGUAUUGUCACAGCCAAAGCUGUAUUGCAUAGGAAAAAUUUUACACACUUUUCUGCCCAUUUUUCUCUUACGUUAUUCAAAGUUUUACAUAACAAUAAACUUCAAAGAGUAGUUGAUGUAAUAAUCGAGGAUUCCAUGAUAACUUGAUGGAAUGAAAUGCAGGCUCAUCAAUUCGUCUUUGUCUCUCAAGCCAUUAUCACGGAUUUUAGAAAACGUUGUUUCUGCCGUGAAACGGUCUUUUCCCCCUGAUGUUGGUGUUAAUUUAAAAAAUGACCCAUUCCAGGUUAUAGCUGUUACCUAAUGCUCUUUCUCGCGGCGUCUCUCACGGCAUUUCCCACACCAAUGUCCUCUAGGAGAGGCUCCUCGCUAACGUGGAUAUAGGUGGUGCUUCACGCUGCUACCAGAAAAUCAGUUUUCAAAUUUUAUGUUAGACUCACCGGUGUAGUCCACGUAUAAUCUUAUUUAUGAAAGAGUUACAAUUUUAACGAUAUGAAACGAAUUAUAUAUACAUAUACAGUUAGAUAUGUAUAUCUGUAACACUUUACGGGACAAUCUUGUGUUAUCGCAAUCAAAUAGUUGAGAUAGUAGUGAUUAACUAGAAUAAUUAAUUGAUGAAAUUGCCGCUUCCGCGAUUUCGUUGUUAAUAUUUCUAUUGGUUGUGAUCUGGUAUAGGUGAAUAGUUCUCCCCUGCAGUUGAUUAUACAUACGUCAUCAUCCCCUAGUUUUUCUUCAAUCUAACAACAGUUAAAUAUUAAAUUAUGCAAUUUUCGAGGUCGCUUAUCUCUGGGGGCAGCGUGGAGGCUGGGCCGCCUCAGGUUAGUCUGUCGAAAAUUUUAUUUUGUCAUCACUUCGGGUCGAAUCGAAUGAAAUAACAUCACUCAAGCAGUUAUUUGAAAGCUUCGAGACUAUUUAAAUAGCUCUAAAUAAUCGCGGUGCUGUGGUUUGAUUAUUUUUUUUUUUUCCUCAAUCCCCUCCUGUUUUCGUUUUUACUUAUUAUAUUGCGUGAUUAGAAUUUAUCGAUUCGACCUGAAGUCUUUCUUCGGAAGGAACAAGUCGGCGACGAUUGAGUGAGUGGUAAGUACGGAGAGUGUUUCAUUCAAACGUUCGGCUCUCUUCACUCGACUCACGCCGUUUCCCAUUUCCUAUGAUCCAAAUUGCUCGGUUUUUUCAAGCUACGAAGAUUACCCGUUAUAUAUUAUUCACUCUAGCGUCUUGCGACGGACAUGGACUGUAAUCGAAAAUUUAUAGGAUAAUUCUCGUUGAACGUCGCCCGUGAAAUAUCGCAAUUUCGUCUUUCUUCAACUCUCUUUUUUUCUCUUUCUCAAACAAUUAACUGAAAUUACGAAGAAAUAAACUUUUACUACACGGGCUUAGAAUUCGUGGCUUGAAAGAAGGCGAUUUCCUCGAAUAUUACAACUAUUCACAGUGUCUCUUCCUUUUCUCGUGAUACUCAGAAACAGCAUACUGUGACCCGUAUAAACGUGUACGUAUGUAUACACAUUGUUAUCACACUUAUACAUCUAGUGGUUAUGUUCCUCGAUAAAUGAUUGAAACCACCCAUCUCAUGUAUAGAGCUGUAGGGAUUUAGCUUCCUUUUCUUACAUCCAUCCACAUCAAUCAAUAUGAGCAAUAUUUUUCAUUUUUUGUCUGCAAGAUAAUAUAAUGCAUUAUUCAAAUAUAAUCAUCUAGUGUUUCUACCUGUAUAUCAUUCGCUAUAGUAUUUCACAUGAAUAUAUUAUUGCAGUCGAAAGAUAACUUCAUGUACAAUUAGAUUAGUUGUUGCAUUUUUUCUUUUUCACGUUUGAGACGCUUGACUCUCGGCUUGACUAAUGUACAGCGUGCGUUAAAUUUAAGGAUUCAUUAACAAUUGAUCGCUUUGUCAAAAUUUUAUCUGAUUCAAUGUUCUGUGGAUGUUAACCACCCUGCCGUCCUCUCUAGAACAGAUAGCAUAUUGACCUGGUGGCAGGGAAUAGCAAAGGAGAACGCAUAUGAAGAUGAGAAAAAAAUGCCUUAAAGAUUGGUAGUUUCCAUAAAUUGAGAAACAUAACCGGUUACAAACAAAUUUGACAUGUAGAAGUUCUGUUACUUAUUGAGUGUCAUUAUGAAGUGUUUAAAAUAAAGACGUUCUGUGGAAAGCUUGAUUAAUUGGGCUUAGCCAACGAUUCCAGGAAUUUGUGGACACGUUUUGAUUGUUUUUGUUUAUCUAAGGUUUUCUGUUUUGAUCGAAUAACAGUUGUUGAUGCAUAAAAUGCAUUUUUUAUGAAAUUCUAACGGGUAAAUUUCUGGAAUCGGGGACGAUAGUCACAUAUUGUUUCAACCAAUCACAGCCUUAACUGCUGUUGGACCAUUUCGGUUCCUUGCCUCUUGGCAGGCGAUUGUUUGGACCUACCGUCAUUAAAGUCAACGAAUCAUAAACCCCAGUUUUAUGAAUCAUACUAUUAAUUAUCAAGCCAUUCAAAAUUAGCCGGGUAUUGAAAUUUUUCAAUCUAAUGUUCUCUCAAAAAUUUUAUACCCAUUCGCGUGAAAAUAAAAGCCAAAGAUUGCGACGACACGAAAACCAAAACAAAAAAGGAUUAUGCGAAAAGUAAAAUAUAAUUCACAAAAAAACUUAAAAUUACCACGCACUGUACUAUAUGCGUAUAUGCAUUAUGCGGAACAGCGGCAUCCGCGAUGCCAUUUUAUGCGAUUAUAAGUUGUGCAGAAUCAUUGAAUUUCAAUUUCAACUCUUCAAUCAUUCUUAAAAACUUGACAUUGAAAUUUGCCUGCUCCCAUUCAAGGAAUGAGGUAGAAAGCUUCAAAUUAGCAUUCGCAUUAAAAAAGCCGAAAUUUCGCUUGCGGUUUUAUUUGUAAAACUGGAUAAAUUUCAUUUGGCUUGAUUGACGCGUGGCUGGACCGAGAAACAAUAUUAGCAGAAGAAAAAGAAUAUUGAAAAAAUAAUUAAAGAAUGACAACAGAAAAAAAAAAAAAAAAAA